Messenger RNA from Dracunculus medinensis (Guinea worm), 1575 nucleotides. Lineage: Eukaryota; Metazoa; Nematoda; Chromadorea; Rhabditida; Dracunculidae. The record is from the annotation of a GenBank genome assembly.
AUGGGAGAAACGAGUGGCGGCGAAGGCUAUUGGAAAAAUGUUUGGGAAUGCAGCAAUGUUUUAGGUUCAUAUUUAAAUACGAGAAAUAUAAAAUUAGAAGAGAAGAUAGUAAUUGAGUUAGGCGCUGGCGCGACUGGCAUACCCGGUAUAAUCGCAUUGAAAUGUUCAGCCAAAAAAGUCAUCUUCGUUGAACAUCCACAAAAUUCUCAGGCAUUGGAAUUAUUGGAAAAGAAUUGUUCUCUCAAUAACAUUCCAAUAACUUCUUUUCGAGUUGUUGGUUUAGACUGGAACGAUAUUGAUGGAAUCAACAAUCUUAUAAAAGAUUUGAAGCAUUUGGAUUAUAUUUUGGGAUCGGAUAUUUUCUAUGAUCCAGUCGUUUUUGAAGGUUUAGUGACUGCUAUUGCUUUAUUCCUCAGUGCUUUUCCUCAAGCGAUUUGUAUAUUUGCUUUUGAGGAAAGAGACAGUGAUUGGAGUAUUGAAGAUUUACUUUAUUUAAAAAAAUUGCAUUGUUCUCUCGUUCGAACUGUUCAAACAGAUUUACACACAUUUCGUAUUGGUUUUAUUUUUUCUAAGCAAAUAUACGAGACGACAUCAAAAAUGUUCGCUGGAAUCGAAGGUGGAGCAACACAGUCGAAACUUGUUAUAAUUGAUGGAGAUGGAAAAACCCUUGGUGAAUGGGUAACGAGUGGAAUAAAUAUAUGUCUUGAUGGAUUUGAGCGAUCUAUCGAAAAGUUGGUAUCUUGGAUUCGUUCCGUAAAGGAAGAAAUUAAUGUUACUGCACCACUUAGAGCUGUGGCAAUGGGUAUGGCUGGUGCAGAAGAUGAGGCAAGAAAUGAAGUUAUCGUCAAUUUUUUAAAUGAAAACUAUGGGGAUAUAGCUACAUCCUUUUAUCUUACUUCCGAUUCAUUAAUGUCAUUGAAAACAGCAUUCGAUAGCGGUGUGGUAUUAAUCGCUGGCACUGGAUCGACAUGUCGCUUAUUGAAAAAAGAUGGUACAGUUCAUGGUGUUGGUGGAUGGGGUCAUCAAAUUGGUGAUGGUGGAAGUGGAUUUUGGAUUUCAGUUAAUACGAUUCGGAAAAUCUUCGACCAUGAUGAUGGGUUAGUCGAAUCUCCUCAUUCAACGGAUUUAGCCAAGAAACUUUUAUUGAAACACUUCAGUCUUGAUGAUAAAAUUGAAGUGCUCGAUUUACUCUAUUCAAAAUUCGACAAAUCUAAUAUUGCAUCAUUUACAAACACACUUGCGACAGAAGGUUCUAGCGAUCGUUUAAUUCAAUCUAUUUUCUAUGACGCGGGGAAAAUUCUUGGGUCUCAUGUUAGAGCGAUUUCAAGGAAUUGCGAUUCAGAUAUGCUUCUAAAUAUGCCCGUGUUACUGGUUGGAUCUUUAUGGAAUAGUUGGGAAUUGUUGAAAAUAGGAUUCAUUGAAGGAAUUCGAGAGAAUAAACUCAUUAAAUGUGUAACUCUUUAUAAACUAAUGAAUUCUGCCGCAGUAAAUGCCGCUGUUUUGGCCGCAAAAAAUUGUAACUAUAUUUUGCCUGUCCAACAAAUUUCUAUUGUAUUUGACACUAUAAUGUUUUAG